This is a messenger RNA of Teleopsis dalmanni, 601 nucleotides long. RefSeq lists its product as uncharacterized. Lineage: Eukaryota; Metazoa; Arthropoda; Insecta; Diptera; Diopsidae. The coding region runs from base 178 to 540 and encodes 120 amino acids. The record is from RefSeq and is a predicted model, not a curated record. The transcript has 5 exons.
CAACACUGUAUUUUUUCUAUUUGGGUAUUUUUCUAAUUCUCUUCUGCACCUCUUUUCUUCAUUUUAAUUCCAAUUCAGUAGAUGUUGGAAUGAAAUUUGGAAAUCUCCAUAUAUAAAGGAUAAUUCCGGUAAGGAAUUUAAGAUCAAAAGCAACCGAAACUGAUAAACUGGAAUCAAAUGUUUAACGAAUUGCAAAAUAUGGAGAAUACUAACCCUGGACCCAUAGACGAAAAUCACACUAAUAACGUUGAUCAGAGCUUAUUUGAAGCACCGGGUACUUCGUCAAAGAGGCAACUUAAUGAUGAUGAUGAAAAUAUGCCAUCAAGUUCCAAAAGGAUUAAAUCAUCGAAAGCUUCAUGGAUAUAUGUGGAAUCUAAGAAUGCAGUGCCAUUUGACAUCUUCGAUUUAGCAAACGAACUAGAAGCAGCGUCUUCUGAACUUGAAGAAUGUAUAACUGCUACUUCAAUUUAUUUACAAAACAUCUAUAAUUCACUUAAGGAAAUCAACAAACUACUCUUGACUCUAAUGGAUCGAGUCUAGCUACAACAUUAGAUUUCUUUGUAAAAAUAACAAUCGUGUCGAAAACAUUUCAUGUUCGAAU